This is a messenger RNA of Schistosoma curassoni, 388 nucleotides long. The record is from the annotation of a GenBank genome assembly. Lineage: Eukaryota; Metazoa; Platyhelminthes; Trematoda; Strigeidida; Schistosomatidae.
AUCUUUAACAAAUUCUUCUCAUCUAAUCUCAUACCAAAAAUGUGGAGAAAGAUGAAGAUAAUUCCUGUACCCAAGAAAGCAUCUGGUGAUAAGAAUGUAAAAUUUAGACCUAUUGCAAUAACUUCACCCUUCCUCAAAACAAUGGAAAAAUUAUUAAUACUUCCACUUCAGCCUGCGAUAAAAGAGCAUAUUGAUCCAUAUCAGUUUGCUUACAGACACAAAAGAAGCACUUUAGAUGCUGUUACUGUUCUGCAUCACAACAUAGUGUUCAACUUAGAAAAGGGUCAGCAGUAUGUUCGAUGUGCUUUUCUGGACUAUGCUUCAGCUUUUGAUUCUAUACCAAGAUAACGUUUAAUUAACAAGUUAGUCAGCGUCAACACUGACAGCU